AAUCCAUUGACAAUUUUGGAGACAAAACGAUUGACGUGUUUAUUUAGCCCAAAAUUUCUCAUUCACUUUAUAAAUUUAUCGCAAAUAUUUAACUGGUGUUCUGUAGUUUUUAGUUCAGUAAGUAGCAUUAAAUUAAACAAAAUGCUUCUCAAGCACUGUUUGGGAGUGCUAUUGUGUGUCGCUGGGUCAUUAGCACUAUACGAUUCGUCUUCUGACGUGGUGGAACUCACCCCAAAUAACUUUGAUAAACUAGUCUCAAAUUCAGAUGAGGUUUGGAUAGUAGAGUUCUUUGCGCCCUGGUGCGGUCAUUGUAAGAACCUUGUCCCUGAAUAUAAGAAAGCCGCUCGAGCACUAAAGGGUAUUAUAAAAGUUGGAGCUAUUGAUGCUGAUGCCCACAAGUCAUACGCUCAGAAAUAUGGAGUUAGUGGUUUCCCUACUAUCAAAGUGUUCACGGGCAGUAAACAUACCCCAUAUCAGGGGCAGAGGAAUGCUGAAGGUUUCAUCGAGGCUGGGUUGAAAGCAGCCAAGGAUAAGGCAUAUGAGAGCCUUGGCAAGAAGGCUGGUGGCUCCUCCUCAGAUAAGUCUGACGUGAUCACGCUGACGGACAGCAACUUCAAGGAGCUAGUGCUGGACAGUGAUGACAUGUGGCUGGUGGAGUUCUACGCGCCGUGGUGCGGACACUGCAAGAACUUGGAGCCCCAGUGGGCGAAGGCCGCCACUGAACUCAAGGGCAAGGUGAAGUUAGGCGCUCUCGACGCCACAGUCCACACUUCAAUGGCGUCCCGCUAUCAAGUGCAAGGCUACCCGACCAUCAAGUUCUUCCCGUCGGGCAAGAAGUCUUCGGACUCCGUCGAGGACUACAACGGAGGCAGGACGUCCAGUGAUAUCGUCACGUGGGCGCUUGACAAGUUCGCGGAGAAUGUACCAGCGCCUGAAGUCUUGCAGGUUGUCGACGAGGAGACGAUGAAGGCUUGUAGCGAGAAGCCGCUAUGCGUAGUGUCCAUUCUGCCGCACAUUCUGGAUUGCAACGCGGCGUGCCGGAACGAGUACCUCGCCAUACUAGCGAGACUCGGAGACAAGUACAAGAAUAAGAUGUGGGGUUGGGUGUGGUCGGAGGCCGGCGCGCAGCCAGCUUUGGAGUCCGCCCUGGAGAUGGGCGGGUUCGGAUUCCCCGCGAUGGCGGUCGUCAACGCGAAGAAACUCAAGUUCUCCACGCUCAGGGGCUCCUUCUCGGAGACCGGCAUCAACGAGUUCCUCAGGGAUCUGUCAUUCGGUCGCGGUCAGACUGCUCCGGUGAGAGGUGCGGAAAUGCCCAAGAUCACCACAACUGAUCCCUGGGACGGCAAGGACGGAGAGUUGCCGCCUGAAGAGGACAUUGACCUGUCCGACGUCGAUUUGGAUAAGGACGAGUUAUAAACGUUAACAUGUGCUUAAAAGACUGUCGUGUGUGUUUGUGUAUGUGCCGAAAAUCUUGGAUGUAAUGCGAACCGCCUAAAGCUUUGAACGCAUUUGGGACACGCCCGACGUAUAGCGACUAUACAAGUAAAUUGUCGUGAUGCGUUCAAAGCGUAAUGUAACACAUCACCUUUCAAUAUUUAAAUAAUGUCAGACUAUGCAUACCCAAAUCUUGUAGACCAGAAUCAUGUGAAAUGUGUUAAUGAAACUUAUCAACGUUAUUCACUCUUUAUAUAGGUGACUGAACAUGUUUCUAUAGUUUUUGCUAUUACCUCCCAUUUAAAAUUAUUAAGAUUGCUUUAGAGUGAAUUCUCAUGUCGCCUAUCUGAGAAAAUUAAUUAACUUUAUGAAAAAUAAUAAUCCUUUCUCUCAUUGAAUGUAUGUGCUCAUUUUUAUUUUUUGAUGCUUAUUUUUCUAAAAUCAAUGUUCAUAUUUUUGGCCCGUUUUUACGGUUCUUGAAUGAAUGGAUUUUUUGAGUGUUCUGUAAGUAUUGAUGAAUUACUUAAUGUAAAGUCUCAAUUAGGAUAAAAAUAAUGUUUCUAACUUUUGGCUGCAACUCUUCCAGUAACUAAGUAAUUUAUUUGCAUUUAUUCCUAGUGAGCAGCCAUAGACAACUUUAUUGAUAUGUAAAAGUAAUUUUCAAUUAAACCAUUUUAAUAUCAUA
Messenger RNA from Amyelois transitella, 2119 nucleotides. It is a transcript of the gene CaBP1, whose product is annotated as protein disulfide-isomerase A6 homolog. Bases 142 to 1416 code for a protein of 424 amino acids. The transcript is spliced from 8 exons. Gene Ontology annotation, cellular component: endoplasmic reticulum lumen. NCBI's taxonomy places the organism in Eukaryota, Metazoa, Arthropoda, Insecta, Lepidoptera, Pyralidae. Gene Ontology annotation, molecular function: protein-disulfide reductase activity; protein disulfide isomerase activity. Gene Ontology annotation, biological process: response to endoplasmic reticulum stress. The record is from RefSeq and is a predicted model, not a curated record.